AUGGAGCCAACAUCCACUCACAUCGUCCUCAAAACCCCCGAACUCCUUAUUAUAAUUCUCUCUCAACUUCCCUUCAUAGACCUCCUCAUCAGCUGCACCGCCGUCUCCAAAACAUGGCACAACACCAUCCUAACCACACCCUCCCUCCUCCGUAUCCUAUACAUGCAUCCCGCACAGCCUCAUAUUCCAACAGGUCUACACCCAUUCCUCAAAGAAAAAGACUUAUUUCCACUUUAUCUCCAGUUCCCGCGCCACGAACGCCAGCAUCCUGGGCUCGCUGGCGCUUUCCACGAUCCAUUUCUUUAUCGAAGUCCAGAGCCAACAGAAGCGACUCCGCUCGAGCGCUUCAAUUAUGAGAAUGCGAGCUGGAGACGUAUGCUAGUUCUUACGGGCUUGCCGCUCAUUACGAGAGCGAGGGUUAAGGAAUCGAUUGAGGUUGGAAGGGGAAGGAUGGCGGGUGUGUAUGAGCGGAAUAGUGUUAUGUUCUUUGCGGAGGGCUUUAAACUGGGUGAUUUGUGGCAGUUGUGUAAGAAGAGGUGGUGUACACGCAUGCAGCCUUUGCAGGCUGUGGUGAAAUUACAGUGGAUAAGGGAAGACAGGAAGCGGAGUGUGGUAUUUCAUAGUAAGAUCGUGAACGAUACGGCUUAUGAAGGUGGCAAUCAAGGAUUUUUAGGCUGGGUAGUGGGGAUUAGGGAAAGGAGGAGGGAGAGAGAGAAGGAGAAGAGGAAUAGAGAUGAUCAGAUGGCGUUGGAGAGGUUGAGUGGGGUGCAGUAUGGGAGGGGUGGCGAGGGAAAGCUGGGCGAAGAGGAAAUUGAAGUUGAGCUUGUGAUGGUGAGGGCUCCUACAAGAUUUGUAAAGGAGGAGGAAUUUAGGGAUUGCUUGAGGGAUGAAUUGGUGAGGAAAGGGUUUGUGAAGGUGGGCGUGCUUAGUCGUUGA
This is a messenger RNA of Cadophora gregata, 936 nucleotides long. RefSeq lists its product as uncharacterized. Lineage: Eukaryota; Fungi; Ascomycota; Leotiomycetes; Helotiales; Ploettnerulaceae. Gene Ontology annotation, molecular function: protein binding. Bases 1 to 936 code for a protein of 311 amino acids. The transcript has a single exon. The record is from RefSeq and is a predicted model, not a curated record.